Musca vetustissima is the source of this 1361-nucleotide messenger RNA. RefSeq names its product microfibrillar-associated protein 1-like. NCBI's taxonomy places the organism in Eukaryota, Metazoa, Arthropoda, Insecta, Diptera, Muscidae. Gene Ontology annotation, molecular function: RNA binding. Gene Ontology annotation, cellular component: U2-type spliceosomal complex. Gene Ontology annotation, biological process: mRNA splicing, via spliceosome. Bases 8 to 1360 code for a protein of 450 amino acids. The transcript has 3 exons. The record is from RefSeq and is a predicted model, not a curated record.
AAUAUCUAUGCAAAAGGUAAAGGUCCAACGUUAUAUAUCCGGAAAACGUCCCGACUAUGCCAAAUACAAUUCCAGUUCUGAGGAAAGUGAUACCGACGAUUUCCUGGAACAUCGUCGAAGGCAGCAAUAUGAAAAGAGGCACCACAGGGGAGAUGCUAAGGAUGAGGAACAUGAUAGGGAGGGCAGAAGUAGACGCCAUGAAGACAAACACGAAAACAAUGACGACGACGAUGAUGAGGAUGUCGAUGAUCCACGUCUGAGACGUUUACGUGCCCGCCCCGUUGAACAAGAUGAACUGGAAAGAGAACGUAUGGAACGACAUCGUCACAUCCAUGAACCUGAACUUCUGGAAGAAAGUGAUUCGGAAGAAGAAGAAAAUGAAGAUGAGAAGGCUAUGCAAAAAGCCACCAAUAAAAUUACAUUGGCUUCCGAAUCGGAUUCCGAUUCAGAUGUAAGUGAAACGGAAUUGGAACAAAGACGUCUCAAGUUACGUCAACGUAUGUUACAACAACAAAAAGAAGAGGAAAUUCUCCAAAAGGAAGAAGAGAAACAAUCUGAAUCAUCUGAUUCCGAGAGUUCCGAAUAUGAGGAAGAAACCGAAAGUGAGGAAGAUAAUGAGCCACGUCUGAAGCCGUUGUUUGUGCGUAAAAAAGAUCGUGCCACAAUACAGGAAAAGGAACGUGAGGCACAGAAACAAAAACAAUUAGAACUCGAAGCAAAACGUUUGGCCAAGGAGAGGAGACGUAACACUUUGCGUCUGGUCGAGGAGAGUGUCAAAAAAGAUUUGGAAAAGACAAAGAACGAUACUGCUGAACCACAAAUUGAAGAUGUUUGCACAGAUGAUGAGAACGACGAAGUGGAAUAUGAAGCAUGGAAACUACGUGAACUCAAACGCAUGAAACGCGAUCGUGAAGAAAGAGAAAAUGCCGAACGCGAAAAGGCCGAAAUUGAGCGUAUGCGUAAUCUCACAGAAGAAGAAAGACGACAAGAAUUGCGUGUCAAUCCGAAAAUUGUUACCAACAAAGCUGUCAAGGGCAAAUAUAAAUUCUUACAAAAAUACUAUCAUCGUGGUGCCUUCUAUUUGGAUGAAGAAAACGAUGUGCUGAAACGCGAUUUCGCCCAAGCCACCCUCGAAGAUCAUUUCGACAAGACCAUCCUUCCCAAAGUAAUGCAAGUGAAAAAUUUCGGCCGUUGUGGUCGUACCAAAUAUACACAUUUAGUUGAUCAAGAUACAACGAAAUUCGAUUCGCCAUGGUAUGCCGAGACAGCAAAUAAUCUGAAAUUCCACAGUGAACGUGGUGGCGGCAUGAAGCAAGUUUUUGAGAAACCUUCACUUUCGAAACGUAAAAAACUGGAUUAAU